Aedes albopictus (Asian tiger mosquito) is the source of this 1140-nucleotide messenger RNA. RefSeq lists its product as uncharacterized. The record is from RefSeq and is a predicted model, not a curated record. The transcript has a single exon. The coding region runs from base 1 to 1140 and encodes 379 amino acids. Gene Ontology annotation, molecular function: nucleic acid binding. NCBI's taxonomy places the organism in Eukaryota, Metazoa, Arthropoda, Insecta, Diptera, Culicidae. Gene Ontology annotation, biological process: DNA integration.
AUGGACAGCCCCUUUGUGCAACCGUUCGUGUUCACCGGGCUGGAUUACUUCGGUCCAGUUCUCGUCAAGUCAGGCCGAAGCAAUGUGAAACGGUGGGUUCCGCUCUUUACCUGCUUGACCACCAGAGCUAUCCACUUGGAGGUAGUGCACUCCUUGAGCACGGAGUCGUGCAUAAUGGCGGUACAACGUUUCGUCUCUCGUCGUGGUCUUCCAAGAGAAUUUUGGUCCGACAACGCCACAUGCUUUCAAGGAACGAGCAACGAACUACAGACGAUCUCCGAAGCUUCGAAGCAGGCCAUGGCCGAGAAGUUUACCACACCGCAGACAACAUGGAAAUUCAUCCCUCCUGCAACACCCCAUAUGGGCGGUGUAUGGGAGAGACUCGUGCGCUCUGUCAAGGUAGCCAUCGGAGCGAUAAUUGAUGGACCGCGUAGACCGGAUGACGAAACACUUGAGACGAUUCUGCUUGAGGCUGAAUCAAUGAUCAACGCCAGACCGCUCACCUACGUUCCACUAGAAUCCGCGGAUGAGGAGGCGCUGACGCCCAACCAUUUUCUAUUGGGCAACUCGUCUGGUUCCAAGUUUCUCCCUGCAGAACAAAUGGACAUCCGUUCAACACUCCGAAGCAGCUGGAAACUGGCCAGAUUCAUUACCCAUGAAUUCUGGAAUCGGUGGCUAAAGGAAUACCUUCCUGUUAUUACGCGGAGAUGCAAGUGGUUUCAGGAAGUAAAGGACCUGGAAGUAGGAGAUCUUGUUCUAGUCGUCGACGGGAAGAUAAGGAACCAGUGGAUUCGAGGACGGAUCGAAGAUAUCUACCCUGGCCGGGAUGGUAGAGUGCGGCAGGCGAUGGUGCGAACGUCGACAGGGGUCAUCCGAAGAGCAGCCACGAAGUUAGCUGUUCUGGACGUCUUGGAGAAGCGUAAACCUACCCCCGGUGUUCCAGAAGUCCCAGAGCCUCAGCAAGGUUUACGGGCGGGGGUAUGUGCCGACACGACCCCUGGCUCUGGCAACACUAACCGGCACAGCACUACGACGAUCAAUGACAGCGUGAACCAACAUGACAUGAAUCUCACACGUCAUGUUGCGACCCUCGAUGAUAAUCUGAAAGUGCGUUGUCAUCAUAGCAAUCAGAAAGUUUAG